UUAGCAAAGUCCAGCAUCAUUUCUCCUACUGCAUUCAUGUCCUGAACACCAAACUCCUCCAUCCCUUCCUCAUCUCGGCAUGUCUGUUAAAACCGGCUCCAACCACCGCUCUCCCCCCUAUAAGGGUUGAUAAAAUGUCCCGACCAAGGUCCAGAUCACCAAAUUACAGGAGGCUUCCAUCGGGGCAGCGGGACUUCAGUCCUGACAGAGUCCUUUCAGAUCGGAAACACCACGACCCUUUUCCAGAUGACCCUCGAUUUGGACCCCAGCAUCACCUAGACCAGGGCAGGUUACCCACCUGCAGACCCCCCCCACCUCCUGAUCCAAUGUACUACGACAAGAGAAGGCUGUCCCCCCCGAGAGUCGGGGGGUAUGAGGUAGACCGACACAGAGGAGAAACCAGAGAACACGUUCAGAGAAAUGAAAAUAGGCGCCGGUCGCCUGCGUGGUCACAGAGGGAAGAGUUUUCAUUCAGAGGUCAUCAUCAGAGAAAGCCCGGGAUGACCUGGAGGGGAGAGGAUCAGGGCCGAGGCCGGGGGGGUUUCAGAGACUCGAGCCCCGGCAUGAGGCCAGAUGAGGGAAGAGGAGGACACAGAGGAAGAUGGACUGGUCAAGGUCCUAACGGCGGUAGAUUCAGAGACGGCCUCCAUCAUGAGAGAGGAGCCCCUUUGAAAGGACCAAGGAGAGAAAUGGAUGAACAUCCGGGGUACAGAGAUGAAAACUCAGGGGACGCAGCCAGAGGUGGGUUUGGAGGGGGGAGUCGGGGGAGCUUUCCCCACGGACAUCAUCGGCGCUCAAGCCCCGGAGAUCUGGGUCACAGCAGAGAGUUGUCCGAGUGGGAACGCUUGGAGAACUAUGGGCCACAUGAACCCCACUUUGAUCGACAGAGGAGUCCCCGUUCACAGGAGCGAUUCAAGGGCCCCCACAGCAGGGGUGAGGGGCGAGGACAUGCUCAAGGUCACCGCUUUGAUGAUCACAUGGGGGACCCGAACUGUCGUGAUGCAAGAAAAGAGCCCGCCUUUCAGGAAGGACCAGAUAACGUGAGAUACGGGAACAGAGACCGUCCCUUUCACCAUAGGGGGUCGUGGGGGGCGAGUAGGACGCACUACCAAAGAGGAGGCGGAAGAAAUGAUUACCACAGGAAUCAGCCACAUCUACAGCAUUCCUACCAGGAUUCAGCCCCCAAAGAGAGACCCGCUCACCACCCCUUCAGGAACGAGGUUCCGGGUCCCCCUAAGGGGGAGGAGCCCGGCUGGGCUGAAGGACACAGACGCCGGCAGUGGGUGGCGGACGCGCCCAGAAGCUCAGAAGAUCUGGACCCCAAAAUGCCGCGUCAGAGGAUGGAGCGUGGAUGGAGCGUGCGCAAAGACGACGGCAUGGCGGUUCAAACGGAGGAAACCCUCACCAUCAAAGUGGACAUGAGUCGACCCAUCAGCCAGAAAAGCCCUCUGUGCUACUCCUCAGACAGGCAGCUCUCUCUGGACCUGGUCAACGUGGGGCGCCAGAGACUGGACUUCCUGCCCGCGCUGCAGCACUCUGGAGCGCACCAGGAGAGCAGCGUGCGCAUGAGCGCGUUUGCCCAGGAGAUCAUCACGCUGGUGCAUCUGGUCAAAGAACAGUACUUCAGCGGGGACGGGUUGACGCUGAGCGAGCGCUUCUCUGCGCCGCAGUCGGCAGAACUGUCUGAGGACGCGGAGGAGCUGACGCUGAACCAGCGCUUCAGCUCGAACCGAGGCUUCAGCAUGAAUCUGGACUCCGUCCUUGACGAUGAGGAGCCCACUCAGGGGCUGAGCAAGCCGCCACUGCGAGGCCCCGGAGACCUGAGACACGACCUAGAGAGGAGGCGACAGGAGAAGCUGGAGGGAGUCAAAGUGACCAUCCUGGGAAACAGCAUUUCCCAGCAUGCUUUGGGGGCAGACAGCGAGCUGAACGACGCGGCGCAGAGCGAGUGGGCAGGGCAGCAGAGGAGGAGGCUGGAGGGCAGUAUGGGGCCGAGGAGAGGAGCUCCAAACCGUUUGAAUGCAGGUCCUCCACGCAGAAACUUCCGCAUCCCGUAUCAACGGCACGGGGGCCCUGCAGGUCCAAACUGGUGAUGGGAUCAUCUCCAUGUGGGAUCGCAGCUGCAUCCUGGGAAAUUUGAAGUAUUGUUCAUGCAGAAGAUUUCAAUAAGAAAGAAAUGUGGUUUUGUUUUCCAUCCUCCGUAAGUUUUGAGUCUGAGGUUUUACUUCAUGUUUGUUUAGAUUUGAUUCAAACGGAUCCUGGAUUGUUUCUAAUAAACAUGAUUGUUCUAAAA
Messenger RNA from Oryzias latipes (Japanese medaka), 2293 nucleotides. RefSeq lists its product as uncharacterized. The record is from RefSeq and is a predicted model, not a curated record. Gene Ontology annotation, biological process: positive regulation of transcription by RNA polymerase II. Lineage: Eukaryota; Metazoa; Chordata; Actinopteri; Beloniformes; Adrianichthyidae. Gene Ontology annotation, cellular component: mediator complex. Gene Ontology annotation, molecular function: DNA binding; transcription coregulator activity.